CAUAUUCAAUCUGCUUUGCUUUCCAUCCUUUCCUGGUAGUAUAUCGAAAGCCAAUAGGGCCGAGCCGACUUCGCCUUUUGCCCUUGUGACAAAACCCUAAUUGGCUAUUUUUCCCAAGGAGCUGGCAAAAUAAGGAAGCUCCGUCUAUCGUAGAUUUUCGGAUUACUUCUUCAUUUCCGUUCUCGAAUUGAAUCUGCUACUUUUCCCCUUUUCUCUGAACUUCAAAUUUGAUUAUUUGGUUGGAUCUUGUUUAUUUGUAUCAACUUCGAUCUGUGAGCUUAGAGGCAAUGGACGCGCGCAAGAGAGCCAGAGGCGAAUUUAAUCUUAAUGUUAAUGGCGGUUUCAAGAAAUCUAAGCCAGAAAUGGACUCGUUAUCAAGUGGUAUAGGAAGCAAAUUGAAGCCUUGCACGAAGUUUUUCAGCAUGGCUGGGUGCCCAUUUGGUGAGAAUUGUCACUUUCUUCACUAUUACCCUGGUGGCUACAAUGCUGUAGCCCAGCUGAUGAAUCUCCCUCCAGCCCCAGCUGCCAGGACACCAGCAGGGCCAGGGCCAUUGCCUGUCCAAAAUGGUGCAGCUGCAGUUGGCUUCAAAACAAAGCUAUGCAACAAAUAUGGCACUGCAGAAGGUUGCAAAUUCAAUGAUAAAUGCCACUUUGCUCAUGGAGAGUGGGAGCUUGGCAAACCCAUCAUACAAUCUCAAGAGGAACCUCGUGUCCUUGGAGCCCAUCCUGGUCGCUUUGGCACUCGAGCGGAGCCAGUAGUGCCGGGACUCGCUGCCACUUUUGGCGCCUCAGCCACCGCCAAGAUCAGUGUUGAUGCUUCUCUAGUUGGUGCUAUUAUCGGCAAGGGCGGAGUGAAUUCUAAGCAGAUAAGCUGGCAAACGGGUGCAAAGCUAGGCAUCCGAGAGCAUGAGACAGAUCCGAAUCUCAGAAACAUUGAACUUGAGGGUAGCUUUGAGCAAAUUAAGCAAGCGAGCGCAAUGGUGCGGGAGCUGAUAGUGAGUAUUGGAUCGGCAAGUGGUGGUGGUGGUGGUGUUACCGGGAAAGCAGCAGCAGCAUUAGGAGGAGGGGCUGGGGCGACAAAGGGCCAUGCCCCCGGGAGCAACUUCAAGACCAAGCUUUGUGAGAACUUCUCCAAGGGAUCGUGCACGUUUGGGGACAAGUGCCAUUUUGCUCAUGGAUUAGGUGAGCUUCGGAAAGCAGCAGCAGGGAUAUGAUAUGAUAUGAUAUGACAUGAGGUGACGUGAUGUGAGGGAAGGAAGUACAAGUGAAACAAGAAUUUUGGGGGAUUUGGGAUAGGAGUUGCUUGUAGUAGCCGCUGUUGCUGUUGAUGUUGAUUGGUGUUUAGUGCACUCGCUAUAUAUUUAUUAUAAUAAUAAUAAUUAUUAUUAUUAUUAUUAUUAUGACACUGGAUAAACGUGUUAUCAUUGGUCGUGUAUGUUUCUUACAUGCAAAUGGGGAUGUAUAAAAUACUCCCCAACAUGAUGGGUGAUGGUGAUGGUGAUGUUUUGCAGUUUCGGGUGGGGGAUGGCAGUGCCAGUGGCCUUGUAUUCGUUCUCUCUCUGUCGUUGCAGAUUGUCUUUAUGCAACACACGUGCAUGCACUAUUAGUGUGCCUGUGCGUGCUUGUCUAUAAGAUUUGUCUCGAGUGUUUGUUUGCUUGCCUGCAAUGGCACCAAUGGCGCGUUCUGAUACAAGAAUAUGCACCAAAUUAAAGGCAGCGGCAUUGCAUUUGUUUGUUUGUUUGAUUGAUUGAUUGAUGUGUGCAUAAAGCAAAGAAAAAAACAGAAGCAGGUUUUUUGAUGCUAUCUCACUCCGUUGCCCCCCGCCUCCUUACAACCGAACCCACCCACGCAUCGCAAAGGAUGCAGACGACUUCCUUCCUUCUUCUUCUUCUUCUUCUUGUUCUUCUUCAUGCAUAUGUCAGGUUCUAGCAUAGUAGCACAUCGAAAUUUGAGAGCUAGAGAACGACAAACAAAACACAGUUGCAUUCAUUACAUGAGACGAUGGUCGGUGCCUGCACUGCACUAAGCAGUAGUGCAAACACAACACAGACAAGGCAAGGGGAGACGGACAUUACAGAAACCACACAUGAGAACUGAAUUGAGAAGCCAGCUGAU
This is a messenger RNA of Andrographis paniculata, 2116 nucleotides long. RefSeq names its product zinc finger CCCH domain-containing protein 14-like. The transcript is spliced from 3 exons. Lineage: Eukaryota; Viridiplantae; Streptophyta; Magnoliopsida; Lamiales; Acanthaceae. The coding region runs from base 288 to 1214 and encodes 308 amino acids. Gene Ontology annotation, molecular function: metal ion binding; mRNA binding. The record is from RefSeq and is a predicted model, not a curated record.